Molecule: messenger RNA, 1528 nt
Organism: Trifolium pratense (red clover)
Lineage: Eukaryota; Viridiplantae; Streptophyta; Magnoliopsida; Fabales; Fabaceae
Product: serine/threonine-protein kinase SRK2E
Exons: 9
Coding region: 396-1487 (363 amino acids)
Biological process (GO): protein phosphorylation; intracellular signal transduction
Cellular component (GO): nucleus
Molecular function (GO): protein serine/threonine kinase activity; ATP binding
Source: RefSeq, a predicted model, not a curated record
ACAUCACAUCAACACACAGAGAAAAUUCACGAGUGUAUCACCGUCCCUCAGCUCAGAAACAUACACAUACCCCUCUCUUCAAUUCUCAAUACAUUUUCCAAUCCAAGCAACAACAUUGAGUUGGUGAAAUCUUCACGAGCUAAAACCACUUAUGUGUCUCUUUAUUCACCCAUACUCACCAACCAAACUCUCUACUUCAACGGUCCACACAAAACCACGUCAAAAACCAAACCUUUCCCUUUUUGUUCAAUCUUCAAACGUUGUUUUAUCCCUUUCCACCAUAACCUUUUUCUACUUUUGCUUUAUCUUUUAUGAUCAUGAUAAUUAAUGUGAAGUAAGUUUUUGCCUUAUUGGGGUGUUUUUUUUCAUAUUAAAGUUUUCAUCUUUUUAAGCAAAUGGAUCGGCCUGCCAUCGCAGUUGGACCGGGAAUGGAUAUUCCGAUUAUGCAUGAUAGUGAUCGAUAUGAACUUGUUCGUGAUAUUGGUUCCGGUAAUUUUGGUGUUGCUAGGCUUAUGAGGGAUAAACAAACUGAGGAACUUGUUGCUGUUAAGUAUAUUGAGAGAGGUGAAAAGAUUGAUGAAAAUGUACAGAGGGAAAUUAUAAAUCAUAGAUCACUGAGGCAUCCUAAUAUUGUUAGGUUCAAGGAGGUUAUAUUGACCCCAACACAUUUAGCAAUUGUAAUGGAAUAUGCUUCUGGAGGAGAGCUAUUCGAGCGAAUUUGCAAUGCAGGGCGGUUCAGUGAGGACGAGGCACGAUUCUUCUUCCAACAACUUAUAUCAGGUGUUAGCUAUUGCCAUGCAAUGGAAGUCUGCCAUCGCGAUUUGAAAUUGGAAAACACAUUGUUAGAUGGUAGUCCGGCUCCACGUUUGAAGAUUUGUGAUUUUGGAUAUUCAAAAUCUUCCGUACUACAUUCGCAACCAAAAUCUACAGUCGGUACCCCUGCGUAUAUAGCUCCUGAAGUUUUGCUGAAGAAGGAAUAUGAUGGAAAGAUUGCAGAUGUUUGGUCUUGUGGGGUGACAUUAUAUGUGAUGUUGGUGGGGGCUUAUCCUUUUGAGGAUCCAGAGGAACCUAAAAAUUUCCGCAGGACAAUACAUAGGAUUUUAAAUGUUCAGUAUUCAAUUCCUGACUAUGUUCAUAUAUCUCCUGAAUGCCAGCAUCUGAUUUCAAGGAUUUUUGUUGCUGAUCCUGCAAAGAGAAUAAGUAUGCCAGAGAUUAGAAACCAUGAGUGGUUUUUGAAGAACCUUCCAACUGAUCUCAUGGAUGACAAUGGAACCAACAACCAGUACGAGGAGCCAGAUCAACCAACACAAAGUGUCGAAGAUAUCAUGCAGAUAAUCACCGAGGCCACCAUUCCUGCAGCAGGAACUCAGACCCUCAAUCCAUAUCUUACCGGAAGUUUGGAUAUUGAUGAUGACAUGGAUGAUGAUUUAGACACUGACCCUGACCUUGAUAUUGAUAGCAGUGGAGAAAUAGUUUAUGCUAUGUAAGCUAAUGAAAUAUGUGGGAAAAAUAUUUCAUUUUCUACAAG